AUUGGUUCUAGGCUCUCCCAGCUGUUGUUACUUCAAAGCAUUCUGAAGGCCUGUCCACCAAUCACAGGGCUCCUUAUUGGAAGAAGCUGCGGCUGGAGAUUGCCAGGAGCCCCUAGCAACACUGCGGCUUUCGAAAUCUGAGGGGGGAAAGACUGGGGAGUCAGCGGACAGUGGAAAAGAGCGCCUGUGUCUGAGGAUGAGCGGGCUGUCAGGAUGGAUGGACACCCCACCCUCUGAAGAACACUUAGAUUCACAAAACAAAAAACUGGAAAACCAAGAAGAGGAGAUAGGAUUUAAGGAACUGGACGGUCUGAAGGAAGCCUUGGCAAACCUCCGGGGGCUGUCGGACGAGGAGAAGAGUGAGAAAGCGAGGCUUUGCUCCCGCAUCAACGAGCAGUCCCAGCUCAUCUGCAUCCUGAAGCGGAGGUCAGAUGAGGCUCUGGAGCGCUGUCAGGUCCUGGAGUUGCUCAAUGCAGAGCUGGAGGAGAAGAGGAUGCUGGAGACCGAGAAGCUAAAGGCCAAGAGUGAGCUUGCCCAGAAGCUGGAGGAACGCUUUAUGACCCUGGCAGCCAACCAUGAGUUGAUGAUCCGCUUCAAGGACGAACACAAGAGUCAGAACAUCAAGCUAAGAGAGGAGAAUGAGAAGCUGAGGCUGGAGAACAGCAACCUCUUCAGCCAAGCGCUGAAGGACAAGGAGACUAAAGUCCUGCAGCUCACCGCCCGAAGCAAGGCCCUGGCUGAAGAGCUGCAGACUCUGAAAGAGAGGUGUGCCCAAGAGACCAGCAGGGCACAGGCCCGAGAGAAGGAGCUGCUGGAGCUGCAGAGCCAGCAGGCAAGCGCCCACGCCAAGGAGACAGAGCAGCUGCGCAGCCAGCUGCAGAACCUCAAGCAGCAGCACCAGCAGGCCACAGCGCAGAUGGCAAAGGCCGAGCAGGCCCACAGCAGCCUGAGCCAGGAGCUGCAGGCCAGGCUGCAGGUGGUCACUCGGGAGAAAGAGGAGCUGCUGCAGCUGUCCAUGGAGAGGGGCAAGGUGCUUCAGAGCAAGCAAGCAGAGAUCCGCCAGCUUGAGGAGAAGUUGGAGACUGCAGAUGUGGCCAGGAGACAAGCGCUAGAGCGGUUUGAGCAAGAGGCAGUAGCUGUGGACAGUAACUUAAGAGUCCGGGAACUUCAGCGCAGGGUGGAUGGGAUCCAGAAGGCCUACGAUGAGCUCAGACUACAGUCAGAAGCCUUCAAAAAGCACAGUCUGGAUCUUUUAAGCAAGGAGAGAGAACUCAAUGCCAAACUCCGCCAUCUCUUCCCAUAAGGAAGCUUCUGCUUCCUCUGACCUUCAACGUAGAAUUCAAAUAUUUGUGCCUUAGCAUUAUGGCAAGAGUAAAGAUGGUUUUGCAUUUUUAAAAAAAUAUUUUUAAGCACAAAAGGCACCUCAAAGAAAAGCUAUUUUACUAUUAUAUUGUUGUUGACUUGUAAGGCUAAUACUAAGUUUCACUCAUACCGCUUAGAAUACAUGUCAUUUACCAGAUUGCGUUCUGUGCCUUUGAAAUGUGUGCUAUCAGUAUCCCUACCUCUCCUAUAAUAUACUAUUUAUUCUCAACCCAGAUAUUUUCAUAUAGCCUAUGAUUUUAAAUUAGCAGCUCCUAUAGAUUUAAGUAAAUAUUAAAUGUGCAAUCAGAUGU
Phyllostomus discolor (pale spear-nosed bat) is the source of this 1673-nucleotide messenger RNA. It is a transcript of the gene CCDC89, whose product is annotated as coiled-coil domain containing 89. The coding region runs from base 197 to 1303 and encodes 368 amino acids. The record is from RefSeq and is a predicted model, not a curated record. The transcript has a single exon. NCBI's taxonomy places the organism in Eukaryota, Metazoa, Chordata, Mammalia, Chiroptera, Phyllostomidae.